UCAAAAUGAAUGAGCAUCCUAAAAAGAGGAAAAGGAAGACUCUACAUCCUUCUCGAUAUUCAGAUUCUUCAGGUGCAAGCAAAUACAUAGACAACAGUGGCAUUUUUUCUGACCACUGCUACAGUGUCUGCUCUAUAAAACAGCCAGAUACAAAGUUUUCUGAAAACAGAGGUAGAUUCCACAGUCCGGCGCAGAGCGUGGACACAGACGAUGAUGGGAGUCCAGUGCACGCUGGGACUUCUCAGUGGAGUGGGUCGCAUUCAAACAUGGGGUUCCACUAUACAGACCCUAAAAAGAAGGAUAAAGAUAAAGGUACUAAUAAUGGAAUGUGCAGAGACUUAUGUGAUUCACCUAUAUUCAAUGACAGCCCUACAGACGAAGAGAAACCUCUAGAUAUUCAAACUGUAGAAAUUUCUACAACAGAAGUGAAUGCUGUAGAAGUUCACGAUAUAGAAACGCAGACUGUGUCUCCUGAAAAGCUAGAAGCUGAGGACCUAGAGGAAAUCCCUCUGGAAACCUGUAAAAUAUUUGAGAAGAACCAAGCUUUGAAUAUCACAGCUCAACAGAAAUGGCCUUUGCUGAGAGCCAACAGCAGUGGCUUAUACAAAUGUGAGCUCUGUGAGUUUAAUAGCAAGUAUUUCUCUGAUUUAAAGCAGCACAUGAUCCUGAAGCAUAAGACAUGCACAGACACUCAUGUCUGUAAAGUUUGUAAAGAAAGCUUCUCCAGCAAAGUGCAGCUCAUUGAACAUGUAAAACUACAUGAGGAGGAUCCAUACAUCUGUAAAUACUGCGAUUACAAAACAGUGAUAUUUGAGAAUCUGAGUCAGCACAUCGCAGACACUCACUUCAGUGACCACCUUUAUUGGUGUGAGCAGUGUGAUAUGCAGUUCUCCUCAAGCAGUGAGUUGUACCUGCACUUCCAGGAGCACAGCUGUGACGAGCAGUAUUUGUGUCAGUUCUGUGAGCAUGAAACAAAUGACCCGGAAGAUCUGCAUAGCCAUGUGGUGAACGAACACGCGUGUCGACUGAUAGAGUUAAGUGACAGCUAUAAUAACAAAGAGCGUGGGCAGUACAGCCUUAUAAACAAAAUCAGUUUUGACAAAUGCAAAAACUUCUUUGUAUGCCAAGUGUGUGGCUUUAGGAGCAGGCUGCAUACCAAUGUCAACAGGCAUGUAGCUAUUGAACACACCAAAAUAUUCCCUCACGUUUGUGAUGACUGUGGGAAGGGCUUUUCAGGUAUGUUGGAAUAUUGCAAGCAUUUAAGCACUCAUUUAUCUGAAGGGAUUUAUUUGUGUCAAUACUGUGAAUAUUCAACAGGACAGAUUGAAGACCUGAAAACUCAUUUGGAUUUCAGGCAUUCAGCAGAUUUGCCCCAUAAAUGUACUGAUUGUUUAAUGAGGUUUGGAAAUGAAAAAGAUCUUUUAAGUCAUCUUCAGAUACAUGAGACGGUGUGAUUGCUUUCUUUCCCUGUAAUCAGUUUUUUAGAACUGGGAGUAAUUUCCAGUCACUGAAAUGUUGUAUUAAAUACAAUUUUAACAGCA
Messenger RNA from Nestor notabilis (Kea), 1541 nucleotides. It is a transcript of the gene ZNF639, whose product is annotated as zinc finger protein 639. The transcript has 4 exons. The record is from RefSeq and is a predicted model, not a curated record. Gene Ontology annotation, molecular function: RNA polymerase II transcription regulatory region sequence-specific DNA binding; DNA-binding transcription factor activity, RNA polymerase II-specific. The coding region runs from base 6 to 1454 and encodes 482 amino acids. NCBI's taxonomy places the organism in Eukaryota, Metazoa, Chordata, Aves, Psittaciformes, Psittacidae. Gene Ontology annotation, cellular component: nucleus. Gene Ontology annotation, biological process: regulation of transcription by RNA polymerase II.